Messenger RNA from Eurypyga helias (sunbittern), 1100 nucleotides. It is a transcript of the gene DENND11, whose product is annotated as KIAA1147 ortholog. Lineage: Eukaryota; Metazoa; Chordata; Aves; Eurypygiformes; Eurypygidae. The record is from RefSeq and is a predicted model, not a curated record. The transcript has 8 exons. The annotation marks the transcript as partial. Gene Ontology annotation, cellular component: cytoplasm.
GCAACAUGGUAGAGUGGUGUUUACCCCAAGAUAUUGAUUUGGAAGGUGUGGAAUUCAAAUCCAUGGCAAGCGGGUCCCACAAAAUCCAGUCGGAUUUCAUUUACUUCCGGAAGGGGCUCUGUUUUGGGCUGGCCUGCUUUGCCAACAUGCCUGUGGAGAGCGAGUUAGAGCGUGGUGCCCGCAUGAAGUCUGUGGGAAUUCUCUCCCCUUCCUACACCCUGCUGUAUAGGUACAUGCACUUCCUGGAGAACCAGGUCAGACACCAGCUAGAGAUGCCAGGGCACUACUCCCAUCUAGAGGCGUUCUAUGAUGACAAGAAAGGGGUUCUCCCUGACAGCAAGGGCACCCCCACCUCUCAGCAACCUGUACACUGGCUGCCGUCCAUCCACAGAUACAUGUACCCAGAGAUGAAGAUCACACACCCUGCUGGCUGUAUGUCUCAGUUCAUCAAAUUCUUCGGCGAGCAGAUCCUUGUCCUCUGGAAGUUUGCCCUGCUGCGCAAGCGCAUAUUGAUAUUUUCACCGCCCCCAGUCGGAGUUGUCUGCUAUAGAGUGUACUGUUGCUGUUGCCUCGCCAAUGUUUCUCUACCUGGCCUCGGAGGAACUGUCCCAGAGUCCAAACCGUUCUUCUACGUGAACGUGGCAGACAUAGAAAUGCUGGAGACAGAAGUAUCAUAUGUGGCCUGUACAACAGAAAAGAUCUUUGAGGAGAAACGGGAUCUCUAUGAUGUCUAUGUGGACAACCAGAAUGUGAAGACACAUCAUGAGCAUCUGCAGCCACUCCUGAAAAUUAACAAUGCUGACAAGGAGAAGUACCGACGGCUCAACGACCAGAGGCAGAUGUUAAUGUAUUCUCAAGAAGUGGGUGAGGACUGUAGCUCCUGUGAAGAGGACCUUUUCAUCUUGUUUUUCAUGGAGCAGAACAACCGCAUAUUUCAGACGCUGAUGGAGGUGUCAGCCAGCCAGGACAAGACCCUGACAGCUGACCACGCACGAGGCAUGGGCCUGGAUCCCCAGGGGGAUCGAAGUUUCCUCAUGGACCUGCUGGAAGUGUAUGGCAUUGAUGUUAUGCUGGUCAUCGAUAACCCCUGCUGCACUUAA